AUGAAUGAGUUGCCGAGCCUCCGAGAGAAACUGACACCCCUGGAUGGCUCUCAGACACAGAAGUCUCAGUCAAGGGUUUGGAAGGGAUUCCGCAGCCAGAAGCUUGCUGAAAUUCCAGGGAUGCCUGGGGAGGAGGUGCUGGCAUCUACUCAGGUCACCCUGGAGAAAAAAAAAAAGGUCCUGAUUGAAGAGCAGACAGACAGAGCUCGUGCAUCCAUCGUGAUGGCAACUUUGGAAGAGUUGCCCCUGCCGCCCCCCAAGGAGUCCUUCGCCAAGUCCCCCCAGCAGCGCCAGGCCACAGAGCUGCGUCGCCUGUACAAGCACAUCCACCCGGAGCUGCGCCAGAACCUGGCCGAGGCGGUGGCCGAUGACCUGGCAGAGGCCCUGGGGGACAAGGAGGCCACCGAGGGGGAGGUGCAGUGCUUGCGCUGGAUCUUUGAGAACUGGCGGCUGGAUGCCAUCGGAGCCAAGGAGCCGGUGCCAGGAGGCGAUGCCCACGCCACCUCUGGCAAGUUCGAGGCCCGGGCACCCGGUGAUGUCCAGGCCACCAGGCUGCUAUUCGAGACCCAGCUGCUGGACAGCCUGGGCUCUGGCCAGUCGGUCCAGGGGGACCAAAGUCCCCUGGAACUGCGCUCUGAGCUCCGAGAGCUUAAGGGCGAUGUGCAGAAAACCGUUAGGUUGUUCCAGGCCCAACCCCUGUGUGCGCUCAGGGAUGCAGAUGGUGCCAUGCAUGAGGUCCAGGCAGCCUGCCGGGAGGAGAUCCAGAGCCACGCGGUGAAAACUGCCCGCUGGCUCUUUGAGACACGGCCCCUGGAUGCCAUCCACCAGGACCCCGGCCAGGUUCGCGUUAUCAGGGGCAUCUCCCUGGAGGAGGGCACCCUGCCCGAUGUCAGUGCCGCCCGCUGGCUCUUCGAGACACAGCCACUGGACGCCAUCCGGGAGCUGGAGCUGGACGAGAAGGACUUCCAGCCAUCCCCCGACCUGGUCCCUCCUGGCCCUGAUGUGCAGCGACAGCGAAAGCUCUUUGAGACCCGACCCUUGGACAUGCUCAAGGGGGAUGAGGAGGAGAAGGAGGAGGAGGAGGAAGGGGCCCCCCGAAAGGAGGAGGUGGUCCCUGGGGAUGUGCAGUCCACCCUGUGGCUGUUUGAGAUGAAGCCCCUGGACACACCCAGAGACCAGGUCCAAAUGGGUCACUUGCAGCGGGUGGUGGGUCCCCAAGGGGAUGAGGGGCUCACCUCUGAGGUCUCAAGCCUGUCCCCCUCUCAGAGUGGCCCCCAGAUCGAGGGGGUUAAAGGAGACGUGAAGGCCUUUAAGAACCUUUUUGAGACCCUUCCCUUGGACAGCAUCGGGCAGAGGGAGGCGUGUGGUCAGGGGAGUGUGAGUGGAGCAGAUGAACCCAAGCAUCCUGCACCAUCCCAGGACACUGGGUCACCCGUGUAUGCCCUCCAGGAUGGCACGGGCCACCUCCACGCUCUCACCUCUGUGAGUAGAGAGCAGGUGGUGAGCGGCGAUGUCCAGCGCUACCGAUGGAUGUUCGAGACCCAGCCCCUGGAUCAGCUGAGCAGGAGCCUGAGCACCGUGGACGUGGUGCGUGGCAUCACCCGGCAGGAAGUGCCAACUGGGGAGGUGGGUCUGGCCCGCUGGCUCUUCGAGACCCAGCCCCUGGAGGUCAUCCACCAGCGGGAGCAGCAGGAACGACAGGAGGAAGAGGGAAAAGCUCAGGGCGGCCUCCCACCAGAGACCAUCCCCAAGGGUGAUGUGCAAAAUAUCCGGUGGCUCUUUGAGACAUGCUCUAUGAGCGAGCUGGGUGAGAAACCGGAGGCCAGGGGUGAGGCCAUGGGUGCCACCAAAGGAGAGAAGACAGAGGCAGACGUGCAGUCUUGCACCUGGAUGUUUGCAUCCCAACACCCGGACAAGCCAGAAGAUGCCAGAGAGAGGCAUUUGCAGGUCAACCAGGUGCAGGCCGGGGACGGACAGACAGACCAACAUGUAUUUGAGACAGAGCCAUUGCUGGCUUCGAACCAACCUGGCAGAAAAAGGCUGGUGAGAGUCUGCAGCCGUGUGGAGAUCCCUUCAGGGCAGGUGUCCCAGCGAAAGGAGAUCUUUAGGGCCCUGGAGGCAGGACAAAGGGAGACCCAGACGUCCAGGUCAGUCCCUGAGCCGGUCCCUGCUGGGUCUGUGCACAAGUUCACCUGGCUCUUUGAGAACUGCCCCCUGGGCUCACUAGGAGCUGAGAGCCUCCGAGGUAACACUCUCCAGGAAGAGCAGACCACUGGCCCCUCCGACCACCGAGUCCCAGAGAGGCAGGAGACGGCUGCUGAGGCGACACUGCAGACACUGCAUGCUACACCUGGCGUCCUGCACCGAGGAGGCAUCCUCAUGGAGGUGUGUGGGCCCGGGGAGCUCUGUCUGGCCAAGUUCACGCUCCCUGGCCCUGGGCAGGCAGUGCCCCAAGUCCAGAAGGAGGAAGUGGUGUCGGGUGAGCUCCCGAGGAUAAUCUGCCAAAUGUUACUUCGGACGGAUGUGGCCCGCCAGGGGCGACUGGUGCAGGAGGACCCAUCAGGUCAGCUCCAGAUCAGGCCUCUGAGGCUCCCCACACCUGGCAGCAGUGUGAAUGUAGGGGACAUGGACUCUGAGCUCCAGCAGCUACUGGCUUGCAGCCUCAGGAGCUCAGUGGCCAGAACGGGGCUGGUGAUGCAGGAGACAGAGCAGAGCCUGGUCGCCCUCACCGCUUACUCCCUACAGCCCCGGCCCCCCCACAAGGGCUCCGAAAAGCGCAGUGUACAGCUGCUGGCCAGCUGCAUAGACAAAGGGGACCUGCAGGGCCUGCAGUGUCUGCGCUGGGAGCCCCCAGCUGACUCAAGUCCCGUGCCAGCCAGCGAGGACUCCCAGAGACCGGCCCCCAUGGAAAGCAGCAUCAUCCAUGUCCCCCCACUGGACAUUAGCAUGGGACAGCAGGGAGGCCCAGAAGCCUCUCCUUGCCCUUCACAGGCCACUGUCAAGAUCGCCCAUCUAUCUGGGGAAAGGAAGCAGGAGAGGAGCUGUACAGGCCAGAAAGGGACCAAGUUGGAAGGAUCCAAGGAGACGACCCCAGGGCCUGGGUCCCCUGAUCUCCAGGCCGCUAUGCACAGCCUCCGGAUGGCCACAGCUGAGGCCCAGAGUCUCCACCAGCAGGUUCUGAGCAAGCACAAGCAGGGCCCCAGGCCUGGCCUCCACAGUUCUCCACAAGCACUGGCCACAGCCACAGGGACCACCCAGAGCAACACCGGGCCUAUGGCUGAAGGCGACCCCAGGAUCCCAGAAGCCCCCAGAAAGGUCAGUGGGAGGUCAAAGGCUCUUCCUAGAGGGCUGCCCGGAGGGAGGGUGACUCUUCAGGAUGGUAUCUACACAGCUCACCCUGUGAGGACCUUUGACUCACUUGUGUGUGGCCAGGCCUCCGAGACAAAACCCCUGCUCAGGGCUCAGGAGGAUUCCCACUUAGUUCAAGCUCUGAGUCCAUUUUGGAAAGGACCUGGAGCAAGUCUUGGGCAUGGGGGUUGUGCUCGGAGAGCCUGGGGACCACCAGAGAAGGCCAACGUGGAAGGUGGCCUAGAGGACCUCCCAGCCACGGAGAACCCCUUGAAGGAGUUCCCUCUAGCCCACCACACUCUGGCCUCCGGCCCCCAGUCUGCACAGAUCUGCCCACAGCUCCAUAAUGCCUCUGUUCCUCCUCCUCCUCCCCCAGCUGCUGUGACAGAACCUGAUCCCCAGGGCCCAGCCUGCCAUAACAAGGACUCCCUCCAGCAGGCAGGCAUGCCUUGGCAGGACUCCCUUCUCCACGACCUCAACAGCUCUACUGACCAGAGAAACCCUGAGGAAUUCUCAACAAAGACCCCCAAACUGAAGUCCACCAUGCCCCCAAGAAAGAAGCCUCAGUUGCCCCCCAAGCCUGCACAUCUAAGUCAGCUCCCUCCUCCUCCAUGGCUGCUCAAACUCUCCACUCUACCACCCAGCGCCUCCAAGGAGGUAGAGCAAGGAGACUCCAGAAAAGGUAAGACAAAUGCUGGCUUAGAGCCCCCCACAGCAUGUCAGGAAAAUGUGGUUCCAGUCAGAUGCUCCAGUGGACAGAGACAAUCUAGCCUCAGGACUGUAGGCUCCAAGAGUCAAGCUACUGGCAGCGACAGUAGCCCCAAGCUCUCAGCUCUCGACCAUGACUCUACUUUGCCAUAUCUGGGCCCCAGCCAGCCAGGAGAGAACCCCACAGAUGUAUCCAAGCAUGAAGCCCAGCAUCCCAUCAAGAUGCUGCAAGAAAGCCAGCAUGUGCUACAGGGCUUGCUGAACGAGGCACAGGCCCUGGAAAAUGAGACCUCAGAAAAUCUUGACAUCGCAGCACGUAGAAAGCUCUUUGAGUUGGUGCCUCCACCGAGAGGGGUCCCUCCUGCAUCCCCCAGCAAGCCCGAGGUCUCAGUGGAUCAGGCCUUUGGGGAACUGUCAAAAGUCAGCACAGAAGUGGCCCAGCUGAAAGAACAGACCCUAGCAAGGCUGUUGGACAUUGAGGCAGCUGUGCACAAGGUCCUCAACUCCAUGUCUAGCUUGCAGCCUAAGGCUAACAGAGACCAUUCCCAGGGACCCCCAAAAGACCCCAGUGCCUGCAAGGUCAGUGUCAUGGACACAGGGAGACCCAGGCCCAAUAACUCAAGACAAGAGCUCAGAGAUCAAACUACCCAAAGCAAGGUGGUUUGUCAUCCUGAAGCCCAGGAUCGACACCAACUCGAAAACUCCACAGAGGCCAGAGAUCUUGCUUCAGAACCUUCUACCAGCAGGCUGGAGACACUGAAAGAAGUCUCAGGCCUCUCUCGUGUCUUACCCUCCAUCAGCAAUUCCUCCUUUCCAAUCUCCAUGUCGGUUGAGUCAGCCACAGGAAAGCUUCUGAUGGCGCCCAGGCCUGGGAGCAGUCUUCUUGUUUCAGGGAGCAGCAAUGAUCUGGGUGUGGGACAGGAGAGUGUUGCUGCACUACCGGAGCUCUGCCCCCUCCUUAAUCUCCAGCCCCCUGGACACACUCGUUUUCCAGGACGGGGCGAGCGCCCGGGGCUUCUGGAUCCAGGGACCCGCUUGGGGCCUCCCUCGGGGCGGGCAGAGCUCGGCCGCCGCCAGGGUCAGAGUCCGCGCGAGGCUCCGCGUCGGAGCCAGAACGCCGGGGGGCGUGGCCCGGAGGGGCGGGACUUCGGGCUGAGGGCGUCUCCGAUUCGCUCAGCCGCGACCUGGGGGCGUGUCCGAGUGGCGGGCCGCGAGUCGGGGGCGUGUCCUAAGCUCACGGGGCGGGGCGGGGCUUCAGUCUGUGGCGUAUCUGAUUCGCUCAGCCGCGGCUGGGGGGGUGUGCCCGUGACGCCAGGGCGGGGCGGGGUCGAGUUCUGCGGGCGUGUCUGA
This is a messenger RNA of Suncus etruscus (white-toothed pygmy shrew), 5406 nucleotides long. RefSeq names its product xin actin binding repeat containing 1 (gene XIRP1). Gene Ontology annotation, cellular component: focal adhesion; stress fiber. Gene Ontology annotation, biological process: actin cytoskeleton organization; actin filament organization. The record is from RefSeq and is a predicted model, not a curated record. Gene Ontology annotation, molecular function: actin filament binding. NCBI's taxonomy places the organism in Eukaryota, Metazoa, Chordata, Mammalia, Eulipotyphla, Soricidae.